UUCGCGGCUGAUUGAGGUGUGUCCGUUAGCCGAUUGAGUAGAAUUUCGGUUUAUAGAAAGUUGACCCACGAAUGAUGGGUAAAUUGGUCCGAAGAAUUGAAAGGUGUUAAGUUUGGUAUAAAAGUGAUCCAAUUUCGGGGAUCAUUAUCACAGUUAAUUUGUCAAUCGACCUCAAAGCAACUGCAAAAUAAUAAUCAUGAAGUGCAUCGCAGCUGUAGUCAUGGUGGCCCUCGCCGUUGUUGCCGAAGGCUCUUAUGUUCCAUCGAUUUACGCUCAUCACGCCACUCCAGUAGUGACUUAUGCUGCCCAUCAUCUGGUCAACCCAACUGUUGUCCAAUCAAACGACCAUCACAGCUGGGCUCAUGCUGCCAUUACUCACAACACUCUGGCUCAUCAUGCUCCAAUUGUUGCCUACAACCAUUGGGAUACUCAUCACGUUCCAGCCGUUGUUGCUGUCGACAGCCAUCACGGUCAUUGGGAUAACCAUCAUCACACUGCUGCUGUGAUCGCCGCCCCAGUGCACCAUUCCGCUUCGUAUGUCGCUGCCAAUCGUGGUGCUGUCCACAAGGCUCCACUCGCUGGACAUGCCAUCAACCAGAAGUCCCUGAAUCUUGCUGCUGCUCCAGGAACUCUGUGAAUAAUUGUGAUGUU
Toxorhynchites rutilus septentrionalis is the source of this 651-nucleotide messenger RNA. Its product is annotated as adult cuticle protein 1-like. The coding region runs from base 197 to 637 and encodes 146 amino acids. The transcript has 2 exons. The record is from RefSeq and is a predicted model, not a curated record. NCBI's taxonomy places the organism in Eukaryota, Metazoa, Arthropoda, Insecta, Diptera, Culicidae.